AUGAAACCAGCAACUCUCCUAGCUCUGUUGGCCCCGGCUGCAGCUCUCGCCGAAUCACAACAACAACCCGCGACGGGGUCUGCCGUUUCGUCUGAUUUCGCGCACAUCUCGCCCACCGUCUCAUUAGCGGAAAUGGGUAUCCGCGAUCGGGGCCGUUUCGUUCCUGUUGCUGGAUUGGACUCGGUGUUGGUUGACGAGACGGGAAAGUUGGCUGCGAGGCAUGUGCUUCAGGCGCGCAGUGAGGGUUCCCUGGGUCAGACGCCGUGGAUUGGUAUGGCUAUUGGCCUGACUUUUACUGCUUUGGCGGCUGUCAUGCUCGGGUGA
This is a messenger RNA of Penicillium antarcticum, 324 nucleotides long. RefSeq lists its product as uncharacterized. The record is from RefSeq and is a predicted model, not a curated record. The transcript has a single exon. Lineage: Eukaryota; Fungi; Ascomycota; Eurotiomycetes; Eurotiales; Aspergillaceae. Bases 1 to 324 code for a protein of 107 amino acids.